GGCAGAUGCAUUCAGAUGAUCUGGUCGCAGUGAGGGCCGUAAUCCUAUUGGGCAAGACCAUUCAAAUAAAGAAAUACGAGGACCCGGAAGCCAGUCGUUACUUCCUUUACAUCGACAAUGGACUCAUCGCGCACCACCGAAAUAUGAAAGUACGGUGACAUGAGGACACGAUUACAAUAAUGCAUAUGUUGUCUGGCAGUCUCAGAGGCAGGACACGUCCAAUCACGUUCUUACAAAAUUAUUGAACCUCGGUUCCGUCGAGUACGCCUUGCCCGAGUAGACGCCGAUUCGAUUCGUAUCACUGCUGCCUUCGCUGCUCGAGUCAUCAUAUCUCGCGAAUGGGUCUUCCACAACCAGAUUUAUGUAAAGCCACUGGCAGAGCAUCGAGGAAGCAUGAUAGCAGCUGGUCUAGGUUGCCGUUUGCAUUUCGAGUGCUGUUGUGCAGCUUGGUAGUCAUUUCACUUGUACUCUAUAAGAGCUGUGGCUCUGCCUUCUUGCCAAUCUGCCAUCUUCCUCGUUUUUGGCUCGCAGGUUCUUGUAGCGGGCUUGCCGGAUCUCUACCCCCGGACGUUAAUUCUACCACAUGUCCCCAAUGGGCGGCUCUACAACCAACCAAGCAUCGUGGGCUCAGCGAAGACCUAGAUGUGGCAUACAACUCAGAAGACUUCAAGCAAAAAGCCAUUCAGGCCCUUGGAGAUGCAGUUCGUGUACCGACCGAAUCGUACGACGAUAAUGGACCAGUUGGCGAAGACAGUCGAUGGGAUACAUUUGCUGAACUUCAUCAAGUUCUUCAGGCCACUUUUCCUCGCGUUUACGAGUCCCUCAACGUCACCAAAGUCAAUACAUAUGGGCUGAUUUUUCAGUGGCAGGGAUCAACUACGGCCAAGCCUUAUAUCUUGGCCGCCCAUCAAGAUGUUGUACCAGUAGACGGUCAGACAGUUAAAGAGUGGAAACACGAUCCGUAUUCAGGGCACUAUGACGGCACCUGGAUAUGGGGUCGUGGUUCUUGCGAUGACAAAAGCGACUUGGUACGACAAUUGCUUGCCAUCGAUUCCUUGUUAAAGCAGGGUUUCUCUCCUGCACGCACCCUUAUACUUGCGUAUGGAUUCGACGAAGAAUCCAAAGGCAUUGAGGGUGCUGGUCAUCUCGCCCAAUACUUGGAGGAAACGUACGGGCGCGAUUCUAUUGCCUUACUUCUUGACGAAGGAGAUCUUUACACGGAUAUCGGUGGCACUGUUUUCGCGACUCCCUCGAUAUCUGAGAAGGGCUAUCUUGAUGUUCAAAUCACGCUUUCAACUCUGGGUGGUCAUUCGAGCAUACCACCUUCUCAUACGAGCAUUGGUCUCCUCUCCCGCUUCAUAGCAGCGGUGGAGGAUAACCCACAUCCAGCUGACCUUUCCCGAACGGGAACCCCGUUUGCGAUGACACAGUGCCUUGCGGCUUACAAUCCCAUGUACCCCGAAGACUUGCGAGUGCUCGCAAGAAAGGCGGUUACAGAUGAUGGAGCCCUGAAGGUGCUUCAAGAGCGACUUUUGGCUUCAGAUCCACUGUACAAAGCAAUGCUUGGGACCACACAAGCAGUAGACCUCGUCGAGGGUGGCGUGAAAGUUAAUGCUCUCCCGGAGCGCGCUAGCGCAGUGGUCAAUCACCGCAUCGCAGAGCAUAGUUCUGUCGGCGAGCUGCAGCAGCACCUGAUCGACCUCCUGGCUCCCGUGGCAGUCAAGUAUGACCUUGCACUCGUCGCGUUCGGCAAUAACGUGACUUGUGGUGGCUCUGGUCAAGUUAUUCUGUCCGACUUCCUUGGGGCGGCCUUGGAACCUUCGCCCGUGACACCUACGGAGUAUGGUCCUUGGGCACUUUUGCAAGGAAGCAUUAAAGCUGCUUUUGAGAGCUCCCCUACCCGCAAUAGCAGCAAGGUUGUGGUUAUGCCGUAUCUAUCUCUUGGCAACACUGACACUCAUUCCUACUGGAAUUUGACUAAUCACAUCUUCCGCUUUUCGCCGUCCUUUGACACUGAUGUUUACAAUGGACUACACACUGUCAAUGAAGCUUACCGCGCGGACAGCUUGAAUGAAGGUGUUCGUUUCUACACCAAGUUUAUCUUGAAUGUGGACGAAAGUGAUUUACCAUAAACAUUUUUUUUUUGCGAUGGACGAUGUCGUGUAAUAUUUGUACAUUACGUUUGAUACCCACCAACAUGCGUUUGUUGG
This is a messenger RNA of Suillus clintonianus, 2210 nucleotides long. RefSeq lists its product as uncharacterized. The transcript has 13 exons. The record is from RefSeq and is a predicted model, not a curated record. Bases 339 to 2132 code for a protein of 597 amino acids. Gene Ontology annotation, cellular component: fungal-type vacuole lumen. NCBI's taxonomy places the organism in Eukaryota, Fungi, Basidiomycota, Agaricomycetes, Boletales, Suillaceae. Gene Ontology annotation, molecular function: metallocarboxypeptidase activity.